Messenger RNA from Colletotrichum acutatum, 489 nucleotides. RefSeq lists its product as uncharacterized. The record is from RefSeq and is a predicted model, not a curated record. Lineage: Eukaryota; Fungi; Ascomycota; Sordariomycetes; Glomerellales; Glomerellaceae. The transcript has a single exon. Bases 1 to 489 code for a protein of 162 amino acids.
AUGUCGCCUUCGCCGCCUGUCACUCUCGGGGCGCUGGAAGGUCCAGCCCUGUGCGAAAGAUGUCUCCCCGUGCUACUGGAUGAUAGCAUCAAUGACUUCGUUGAAGGAGAGUACCCUUCGUCAGAUUCUUCUGUAACACUGAGACACAAAGCCGAAGGCGAAGGUGAAAUGAUCAUGUUGGGAUCGCCUUGCCAAUGGAAAGACUCGUUGCCUUUACUGUCAGUGCUGGCCGAGUCUUCUGAGAAAGGCUGUCAUCUGUGCACCUUCAUCCGAAAACACGUCACUCAACGCGGUAUAGACUAUGCAGGAGAUGUCUACAUCAAUGGCGGAUACAUAUGGGGCGCUGACAGAGAUGUAUUUGGCUCGAAACCGAACGAGGAAGGUCUUGUAUUUUGGCGAUGUGAAGUAUACAAACGCCCCGAACAGGAGUUUCUUGCAGCUAUUACCUUCAACAUCGAAUCCGACAACGGUCAGUGUUUGUAUUCCUAA